Molecule: messenger RNA, 1637 nt
Organism: Musa acuminata subsp. malaccensis (wild Malaysian banana)
Lineage: Eukaryota; Viridiplantae; Streptophyta; Magnoliopsida; Zingiberales; Musaceae
Product: heterogeneous nuclear ribonucleoprotein 1
Biological process (GO): regulation of translation
Molecular function (GO): mRNA binding
Source: RefSeq, a predicted model, not a curated record
CAGUUUGUGCCCUAAUGACUUCGCAUUCCAUCCCAAAUCCCCAAACAGUAGCGGAGAGGAGAGGAGCGGCAGGCGAGCGAGCUAGCGGUGCCACCACGGCCACCGGCCGGGAGAGCGCGAGCGGAGCAGCGAGGAGAGUGAGAGGUUGAGGGAGUGCCGUAGAAAGAGGGAGAGAGAUAGAUAUUUGAGAUAUAGAUAUAAAAGAACCGCUCUUGAGAGAACUAAGAGUGAAGGAAAGGGAGGAGAUUGACAAAGAGAGAGAGAGAGAGAUUGAAUUAGAGGUACCGUCUCUCGCUCUACUUGAUCUGUGUGCUCUCGACGAUCAUCAUCAUGGCCAACAAGCUUGUGGUUCUUGGAAUCCCUUGGGAUGUGGACACGGAAGGAUUGAGGCAAUAUAUGAGCAAGUUUGGGCCUUUGGAUGAUUGCGUUGUCAUGAAGGAGCGUUCCACUGGUCGUUCUCGAGGCUUUGGCUAUGUAACUUUCUCAUCAGAGGAGGAUGCUAAGAAUGCACUUGAAAGUGAGCAUGUUCUUGGCAACAGAACUCUUGAGGUGAAGGUUGCAACACCAAAGGAAGAGAUGCGAGGACCAGUGAAGAAAGCUACCCGAAUAUUUGUUGCAAGGAUCGCACCCUCAGUCACAGAGGCAAUGUUCCGAAGUUAUUUUGAAACUUAUGGAGUAAUAACAGACCUGUACAUGCCAAAGGAUCAAGGUUCAAAAGGGCAUCGAGGAAUUGGCUUUGUCACUUUCGAUAGUGCAGAUUCAGUGGAUUCCAUAAUGGCAGAGUCGCAUGAACUUGGUGGCUCUACUGUGGUUGUUGACCGUGCUACUCCAAGGAAUGAUGACAUGAGAUAUCCAAGCAGAAUGGCACAGGGUGGAUAUGGUGCAUAUAAUGCUUAUAUUUCAGCAGCAACUCGGUAUGCGGCUCUUGGUGCUCCAACGCUAUAUGACCAGUUUGGUUCAGCAUAUGGAAGAGGAUAUUUUGGGCCUUCACGUGGGAUGGGCAGAAAGAUAUUUGUUGGAAGACUUCCCCAGGAGGCAAGUGCUGAAGAUCUGCGCCAGUACUUUGGCAGAUUUGGUCGGAUCGUGGAUGUAUAUGUUCCAAAGGACCCUAAAAGAAGCGGCCAUCGAGGGUUUGGUUUUGUGACUUUUGCUGAUGAUGGUGUAGCAGAUCGUGUGUCGCGCAGAACACACGAAAUUCUUGGACAGGAGGUUGCUAUCGACUCAGCAACACCACUUGAUGAUGCUGGUCCUAGUGGAGGUUUCAUGGACGCUGCUGAGGCUUAUGGAGGGUAUGGUCCUAUGAGAAACUACGGCAGGCUCUACGGCAGCCUUGAUUUUGAUGAUUAUGGUUACGGUGCCAGCGCCAGCGCCAGCGGGAGCAGCAGGCCGUCAAGAUUGGAUUGGAGGUACAGACCUUACUGAUGCAGGUAGCACACUUCUGGUGACUUGUCGGCGGCAUUCACAUUGGACUACUACAUACAAUGCUAAAUUUGUAAGGAUGAUAUGCUUGGAAGUAGUCAGGCUGGGAUAGAUUGUUGAAAACAUUUGAGCAGUGUUAUUAUCAACGUGGUUUGUCACUAUACUGAACCAUCAUUUCCUCUGCGAUGUUAAGAAGCUUAUGUUCUAGCGUUUCUGCA